Messenger RNA from Pistacia vera, 1884 nucleotides. Its product is annotated as pentatricopeptide repeat-containing protein At3g12770-like. Gene Ontology annotation, biological process: RNA modification. The transcript has a single exon. Gene Ontology annotation, molecular function: protein binding; RNA binding. NCBI's taxonomy places the organism in Eukaryota, Viridiplantae, Streptophyta, Magnoliopsida, Sapindales, Anacardiaceae. Bases 1 to 1884 code for a protein of 627 amino acids. The record is from RefSeq and is a predicted model, not a curated record.
AUGAUCCUCCUCUCUGCACGCAACACAUUUACCCUUGUACUCUCCCGGACUUACAAUUCUGCCGCUCUGCUUCAAUUUCUCAAUCUUUCUGUCACCCAUAAAUCUCUGCCACUUACAAGACAAUCCCAGGCUCAAAUUCUCUCUUUUGGCCUCACUUCAAACUCCUUCUUAGCCACAAAGCUCAUCACUGCCUACGCUUUAUGUGGUCAUCUAACUCACUCACAACUCGUUUUUAACUCUUUUAAACCCAAGAAUGUGUAUCUAUAUAACUCAUUGAUAAAUGGGUAUGUCAAAAAUCAUGAUUACGAUGAAGCUUUCGAUUUAUUUAAUGAUAUGUGUUAUAGUAAUGUGUCUCCUGAUGAUUUUACGCUUGCAACAAUUGCAAAAGUUAGUGGUGAGAUUAAGGACUUGAGUUUAGGGAAGUUGAUUCACGGGAAGAGUAUAAAAGUUGGGUUUGUUUUGGAUAUUGUUCUUGCCAAUUCUCUUAUGGCCAUGUAUAACAAAUGUGGAAAAUAUAGUGAAGUUAAGAAUAUGUUCGAUGAAAUGCCGCAAAGAAAUUCGAGUUCUUGGAAUGUGCUGAUUUCAGGGUAUGCAAAUUCAGGGGAUUGUAGUUUUGCUAAAGAUUUGUGGGAAAUUGUUAAGUGUAUGCAGAUUGAUGGAGUAAAAUUUGAUGCAUUUACCGUUUCAAGUCUUUUGCCUCUAUGUGGUGGUCAAGAUGAUAUUGCUAGGAAGUGGGACUAUGGUAGGGAGCUUCAUUGUUAUAUUAUGAGGAAUGAAUUGGAUAUCGUUUCAGAUUGGAAUUUUCACUUGGACUGUUGUCUAAUUGAUAUGUACUCGAGAAGUAAUAAUCUUGUUCUGGGUAGACGGGUAUUUGAUAGAAUGAAGCAUAGAAAUGUUUAUAUUUGGACAGCAAUGAUCAAUGGUUAUGUGCAGAAUAGAGAGUUGGAUGAAGCAUUGGUUCUUUUUCGUGAAAUGCAGGAGAAAGAUAGAAUAGAACCUAAUAGAGUGUCUCUUGUGAGUGUUCUUCCGGCUUGUAGCUCACUUGUUGGUUUAAUCAGUGGGAAGCAAAUUCAUGGAUUUUCAAUUAGAAAGGAGCUCAAUCAUGAUGUGUCCUUGUGUAAUGCUUUGAUUGAUAUGUAUGCUAAGUGUGGGAGCUUGGAUUGUGCAAGGAAAGUUUUUGAGGAUAGUUCUUUUCAUAAAGAUUCAAUCUCCUGGAGUUCAAUGAUUUCAGGAUAUGGAUUGCAUGGGAACGGUGCAGAAGCUGUCUUCUUGUAUGAGAAGAUGCUUUCCCUUGGGAACAAACCAGACAUGAUAACAAUAGUAGGGGUUCUGUCUGCUUGUGGCAGGUCAGGGUUGAUAAAUGAAGGGCUUGAUAUCUAUAACUCAGGGAUAAAUGUAUACGAAAUUAAGCCAACAAUUGAGAUAUGUGCUUGUGUUGUCGAUAUGUUAGGUCGAGCAGGCCAGCUUGAAGGAGCACUUGAUUUCAUCAAAAAAAUGCCUGUGGAAUCUGGUCCAAGUGUUUGGGGGGCUCUUGUUAGUGCUUCUAUAAUGCAUGGAAAUGUUGAGAUGCAGGAUUUGGCUUAUAAAUUCCUUGUUCAGUUAGAACCAGAGAACCCCUCAAACUAUGUUUCACUGUCGAAUUUGUAUGCUUCCUCUCGAAGAUGGAAUGGUGUGGCUGAAGUGAGAGCAGCAAUGAAAGAUAAAGGUUUAAGGAAGGCACCUGGGUGCAGUUGGAUUAAUAUUAACGGCAAGACCCAUUGUUUUUUUGUUGCUGAUAAAGCUCAUCCUUUUUCCGAUUCAACUUAUGAAAUGCUAGAUAAACUCAGAUUAAUAAUGAAAGGAGAUUGUUAUUCAUUUUAUCUUGAAUCAAUGACAGUUUUUUAG